CUCGGNCCACCUAAACCUAUUUAUGGCCCUCCGCACUAUACAUUUCCAAUAAAACCUCAGUAUGGGCCCCCUAUUAAACAUUCCUUCAACUUUAAUAAAUUUAAACAUUCAAUCAAACCUCCUAGGCCAAUAUACGGCCCACCAAAAUCUGUGUACAUACCGAAUAAGUACAUGUUCAUGUAUGGAAUUCCACAAGUGUAUGGGCCACCGAAACCGCCAAUCGGACCACCCAAAACGUUGUAUGGACCACCGCCAAGCAUUAAAUAUGGUCCUUUACCAGAUCCGGUACCCCACGCGCCACCACCAGGUGUACCAGCUCCACCUACCCCACCAGACAUAAAGUACGACGGAUGGCAACCAAUUCCCGGAUUAGUGUCACGCCCACCUUCAGGAUCAUACGGAUCUCCUGAUGUGCAACAGGUAGAUGGACAGCAGUACAAUGUUGACCUCAUUCCGCCACCAUCUCAGUUAUACUCAAAUCCAACCGGUGUCAAAGAUUCGUACAGCGCGCCCUUAAACACUGUCACAGGUUCAGGUGGAAUCAUAAGUUCUUCCGGUGAAGAUCAUGGAGGUGGAAGAACAGCAGAUCCUAGUGAAAAAGAUGUGUCAGUAAUUAAAAGUAUCGGAUAUGAGAUCUUUGCGACUCCUGGAGUUGGAGGCCUUUCAAGUUACAGCACAUCACCAUUAACAUACACGAGCGAUUCUUACAGCGGCAUUGAAAACUUUUCAAAUUCGAUAUCUUCCGCAUUUGAAACUACUUUAGGCGGGAUAAAUAGUAUUGGCUUAAUACCUCCGUCGGGUGUGUAUGGAACACCCCCUAGUGGAUCAUACGGAACUCCACUCAUUCAAUCUCCUAAUAAUCAUAUCGCAUUUCAAGAUCACACGUCAACAAUUGAUUCUUCAAGCAUUUCGAUUGUUCAAAAUGAUGCGCACGCGAAUAUCGAAAACGGCUACCAACCACCUCCAAGUGAAGUGGAACCUGGUAAACCCUCAACACUGUACACGCUUCCAUCUAAAAACCCAUCGUCAUUCCAGAACUACUUUCAAGGUUCUUCUAAUGAUGGUUUUAACGUAGACGUUAACUCGGCGUUUAACUAUAACAACCUAGGCCCCGUACCUCUCACUAGCUACACAGCUCCUUUGGGUAUAGUGGAUGGUUCCUAUGGCCUUCCCCAUACACACAUUCAAACACCUUUUGCUUCAAACCAUGAAUUGGACAGUUUUGCUGCUACGCAGAAUCAUGCAGUAUCUGUCGUUGCACCGUAUAUACCAUACCAAAGCACUGGACACGACUGCUCCCAGAAAUCAGCGCCUUUGCCACCAUUAUCCUUUGGAGUGCCUGCAGCUAACUCAUACAGCGCAUCCCUUGCAUCGCUUAAUACCAACAUAGCGGGAGCGCAUCAAGGGUCUAUUUCUGGAAUCGGCUAUGGCGUCCCUGACUUGCAAACAGCUUAUUCGCAAAAAACUAACACCGUCAGUAACAGCAGCGAAGCUCAAAUACAACAAGAAGGGCGCUCUCAAUCAGAUGGGCGGAGUAAUGAAAUACUACCAAGUAUACCAGAAGGAAGUGAAUUGAUAAAGAGCCAAAGCGUCGAUUUGAAUAAUAUUCCACUAAGGGGAGCGUUGGGAAGCUACACCUUACAAAUUCAAUCAGCAGAUGGCGGAGAAUCACGAAUUCCCCAUAAUCAAGUGCUAAAUGAUGGUUUAUUGCAGUCCAUACUAAACGCAAUUGAACAACCCCAGGAAAAUGCCGCUAACAUACUUUCUCAACCACUGCUUCACCUUCAGCAAAUACCUCCCAAGGUGCCACAGGACUUUACCUUUCAAUCGAACGCAGCUCAGAAUGCGAUUACGAAAAAUAUCAUCGUAACUCCUCCGCCUUUGCAAAGAAAUAGAUUGGAAGGGUUUAUGCAACUGCAAAGUGGAAACCCAGCAAUUGACAGUAACGAAGUGGCGGUGUAUUUUAAUAACAAGCAGUAUGCAAAUUCCGAUGCAAAUAACAGUCGUAAAGUUCCACAAGUAGUGGAGGACAACACUCUGGCGUAUAUGAGCAGAGGAAAUUCUAGUUACACUUACGAAGAUGUAAAUCCAAGAUCGUCAGAGAUACGGGCGUAGUGCUUAAAGUGAAUAUAAACACUUCCUAUCGUUUGUGCCGUACACGGAUUGAAAGACUGUUGUGUUGUGAGUGAAACACAAAUUUAAUAGGACCUUAACCUCGGUUUAGUUUUAAAGUGUUAGAAUAAGUAAUUUAUCUUUGUUAAGAUUCUGAAUAUCUUUUGAUUAUACUUAUGAAACAAA
Messenger RNA from Photinus pyralis (common eastern firefly), 2298 nucleotides. RefSeq lists its product as uncharacterized. Lineage: Eukaryota; Metazoa; Arthropoda; Insecta; Coleoptera; Lampyridae. The record is from RefSeq and is a predicted model, not a curated record. The transcript has a single exon. The annotation marks the transcript as partial.